This is a messenger RNA of Drosophila willistoni, 923 nucleotides long. Its product is annotated as protein FAM170B-like. The record is from RefSeq and is a predicted model, not a curated record. Lineage: Eukaryota; Metazoa; Arthropoda; Insecta; Diptera; Drosophilidae. The transcript has 2 exons. The coding region runs from base 177 to 518 and encodes 113 amino acids.
UUUCAGUCAAUCUUAUUGGAAAACAUCAAGUGGUUAUUCAAAAGCAAAACAGCAGGCUUGAACCGGUCCAAUGCCAUCGUUGUCAGCGCUAUGGCCACUCCAAAAACUACUGUCGCAGGGACUUUAUCUGCCUAAAAUGUGCUGGAACACACGCUACAACUGAUUGCCAAAAACGCAUGGAUAACCCGAAGUGUGCAAACUGUGAUGUCUACAAGUUGGCUCGAUCCAAUAUGCUAAGGAAUAAGCUAACUAAAAACAAGGCACAACAACACAUUCCGCAACAACAACAGCAGCAGAUAGUUCAUAAUAAAAAGCAACGUGAGCAGAAACAACAACAAAAACAACAGCGACUUUGCUCACCACCUACUACAAGUCACAACAAGCAGCUAUCAACUAAUCAUACGAAUAGGUCUCCCUUGCGUCGCCAGAAGGCCUGGCUACAGCCUCUACAACCCAUUCUUGAUACUCUCAAUAUAUUGUCUCGUUCAAUUACAGCUAGCAAUGCAGAGUAUAAAUAAGCAGCAUUUCAACGUUAGAAACAAUGCAGCGUCCAAGCAGCCAAAUCAAAAGCAGCAACAACAACAAAUGCGCAAACCUAUCAAGCAGUCAUCACAACAAUUAACUAAGGCUCAACAAAAUCAACAACCGCAUCAACUACACCUGAAGCAAGCUGUCAACCUGCAUAUGCAGCAACUGAAACAACAACAAAAUCAGCAGCAACAUAGUUCUGUGGAUCAGCAGCAAAUCAGCCAACAUAGCAUCCUAAUAAAUGGACGCCCUCGUCUACAGCAUUUGCAGCAGCACCAACAGCCGCUUCAACAACAACAACAACAACAACCGCAAUUGAAACCAAAACAGCAAAUCUCGCAACGAGGGACUGCCACUGCUAAUUCUUUGCAUAUGCCCAGCGGAUACCCAACAGC